GAGACCGAAAAGUGGACGAGUGAUAUGGUGAAGCCAUAUCAAGCUUUCAGACAAGAGUUUGGAAUGAUAGGGGAGAUAUUGGUGAGGGGAACUAAAUUUGUAGUUCCUAAAUGUUUGAGGACAAGGAUGAUGGAGCUGGCACAUGAAGGGCACCCUGGAGAAACAUCAAUGAAGAAACGCCUCCGAGAAAGAGUGUGGUGGCCCUCCAUGGAUGCAGAAAUCAUCAAGAUUGUCAAGAAGUGUGAAGGAUGUCGUUUGAUUGAAGUGCCAAGCCACCCAGAACCAAUGCAGAGGAAGAGGUUGCCAGAAGGACCGUGGAUAGAUUUGGCAAUAGAUUUUCUGGGGCCUCUACCGUCGGGGGAACAUAUUCUCGUUGUAGUAGAUUACUACAGCAGGUACAAGGAAAUCGAGAUUAUGCCCCGAAUCACCGCCAAAGAUACAGUAGCUCGGCUUGACAAAAUAUUCACCAGGCUCGGCUAUCCCCGCACAAUCACGUUGGAUAACGCUAAACAGUUUGUAAGCGCUGAAUUUCACGAAUAUUGCAAGAUCAAGGGAAUUGUCCUCAAUCACACCAUUCCCUAUUGGCCUCAGCAAAAUGGUGAGGUGGAGAGGCAGAAUAGGUCCUUGUUGAAAAGGAUAAGGAUCAGCCAUAGUCUCGACCGAAACUGGAAGAGGGAUUUACAUGACUAUCUGGUUAUGUACUACACAACUCCGCACAGUACUACGGGGAAGACCCCAACCGAGCUUCUUUACGGUAAAACUAUAAGGAGCAAAAUUCCCUCUUUGGGAGAUAUUGCAACAGCUCCUCCUGUUUCAGACUACAGGGAUCGUGAUCAAUUGUUGAAAGAGAAGGGGAAAGCGUGUGAGGAUGAGAAGAGACGAGCAAUGGUGUCAGACAUAGUAGUUGGGGACAAGAAUACAUUGUUAAACGGAAGACAGGAGCAUCAGUGGUGAUUGAGGAUUCGGACGGAG
Molecule: messenger RNA, 972 nt
Organism: Lutzomyia longipalpis
Lineage: Eukaryota; Metazoa; Arthropoda; Insecta; Diptera; Psychodidae
Exons: 2
Coding region: 25-954 (309 amino acids)
Biological process (GO): DNA integration
Molecular function (GO): nucleic acid binding
Source: RefSeq, a predicted model, not a curated record